AUGAUGCAGCAUUUAGACAUGGCUCUACUGUCGACAUUUGUGGAGAGGUGGCAGCCGGACACAAACACCUUCCACAUGCCGUUUGGAGAGAUUUCGAUCCUUCUACAUGAUGUGCAUCACAUUCUUCAUAUUCCGGUUGAUGGAGAGUUGAUGGGAGAUGAGGCGUCGCCGAAUAUUCUCAAGUCAGAAAUGGGUGGUCUAGUUCAACUUUCGGUGGAUGCUCAUGUUGGUGGUAAGUGGACGUCUAAGUGGUACGAUAAUGGUGCUAUGCAUGCGGAGGGAUUGUUGGUUCAUGGGGAGAGCUGA
This is a messenger RNA of Linum tenue, 306 nucleotides long. The record is from the annotation of a GenBank genome assembly. Lineage: Eukaryota; Viridiplantae; Streptophyta; Magnoliopsida; Malpighiales; Linaceae.